AUGAUCAAAGAAAAAAACUCUCAAACCCAAAUCAACUUGUGACUUCAAGACGGUCGGAUUGCGCGCUCUCGUUUGCCUUUAGUUCGUUGGUUCGUUCAGUUCGCUUCGUGCUAGAGAGAUCCCGUGCCGUGGACUUUGACGAUGGCCAGCAACACCCAGGGUAUCCAGCAGCUGCUGGCCGCGGAAAAGAAGGCCGCCGACAAGGUUGGCGAAGCCCGCAAACGCAAGGCACGUCGUCUAAAGCAGGCCAAAGAUGAAGCCACGGAGGAGAUCGAAAAGUAUCGUGGCGAGCGGGAGCGCACCUUCAAGGAAUUCGAAGCCAAACACGUCGGAUCCCGCGAAGGUGUCUCGAACAAGAUCGACGCUGACACUCGUGUCCGCAUCGAUGAAAUGAACCGUGCCCUGACAACGCACAAGGAACCGGUCAUCCAGGAUGUUCUGUCAUUCGUGUACGCCAUCAAGACGGAGGUGCACAAAAACCAACGCGACUAGGGUGCCACAGAGCAACCACCAAACCUCCCCCCAAAAACCCUGUCCACCCAUGGGUCGAGUUGAUUUUCACAGACGAACAUUCCGACGAACAAAAACCAUUCUUCGUGUGCGUUCCUAUUUUCCGAGCCAAUUCAAGCAACGCAAUCAUUUCUGCAUUGGCUCGCUAAUUAGGAACAUUCGCUGAUUUUACCACCUUUGGACUAUUUGUUUUCGCUUCCACAAACACCAAGCGCCACUUCAAACAUCAACGCGAUAAGCUGGUUGAAUGGUACGCGAGGUGAGUGUGGAACCAUUUUCUAGUGCGUAAUGUCCACCAUCGGGACGUACGACACCGACUUUUUGUUUCGUUUCAUUUCUCCCUGUCAGCCUCUAACGGUUGCUACAAGCAUUAUGUUUUAAUUCACUACGAUGUAAGAUUAUGUAAAAAGGAAACGCUUUAGGUUAUGCUUGAAUAAAGUAAGUGUUAGGAAAAAAA
This is a messenger RNA of Anopheles funestus (African malaria mosquito), 967 nucleotides long. Its product is annotated as V-type proton ATPase subunit G-like. The coding region runs from base 142 to 492 and encodes 116 amino acids. Gene Ontology annotation, cellular component: vacuolar proton-transporting V-type ATPase complex. Gene Ontology annotation, biological process: proton transmembrane transport. The record is from RefSeq and is a predicted model, not a curated record. Lineage: Eukaryota; Metazoa; Arthropoda; Insecta; Diptera; Culicidae. The transcript is spliced from 3 exons. Gene Ontology annotation, molecular function: proton-transporting ATPase activity, rotational mechanism.